AGCCAUCAUACGCAAGACGCACCCUGAAGAGAGUGAGGAAGAACGCUCGUGGAAGCGUUAUGCAAGCGUUCAAUCAUAGAAGCAGUCACGAUACAGCAGAACGCCCACGUGCGGAAUCUCAACCGGAGCAAGAGAUAGCACCGCGAGUUCCGAAUGAAGCCCUCGAAGCACCAGAUGAAGCAACCGUUAACGCCGCUCUGGUAAUUUUUUUGAGGUCGUUUUCUAAUCUUGUCAGAGAGUCAAAGUUCGAAUUCUUCUUUCAGCGUGUUUCGUUCACACCAACCUUUGGGAAAUGUUCUUUUACGGCAUACACCGACGGAGCCUUUCGAAGCUUAGAGCAGAUCCCGGAGCAGGUUUUGGCAAUCCUGGAAGUAAAGAAAGCAUCAAGACGAUCGAAACGGAUGUCAAUACAGAUGCAAGAAACUGCAGAGAUGGUCGGCUGGUUGAUGACAUCGACUAUAGACCAGAAGUUCAUGAAUAAUCAUCCUGUCAUUAUCUCGCAGGACUACAAUGAACUUUACAUCACUUUCGCAUCCUAUCACCAGGAUUAUCUCGACUACCUCAAAAAAGAGAAUGCAAAGAUCACCGAGAACACGUACUUGAGUCUACAGACCUACGGACCAUUCUUUACAGGAAACAGGGAUGAUAUGGAGAGAUUUGCAACUCUUAUUGUUGCUAUGACGCUGGCUGCUAAAUAGCCUCGUGAAUUGAGUACCGAGUACUUCGAACAAAUCCGGACGUCUAUCGAUGCAAAUACAGCUACUCUCAUAGAGGAAAUUUAGUGAUGAUUAUUACUCCCAGAAUCCCACCGUGAUGAGAAAACUGCUACUAUCACCAGCUUCAAUGUAUGUAUGUCGUAUGUCAGAUCUCACUGUUACAGCGUUGGUUGGGG
This is a messenger RNA of Paecilomyces variotii, 892 nucleotides long. RefSeq lists its product as hypothetical. The transcript is spliced from 2 exons. The annotation marks the transcript as partial. The record is from RefSeq and is a predicted model, not a curated record. Lineage: Eukaryota; Fungi; Ascomycota; Eurotiomycetes; Eurotiales; Thermoascaceae.